Gongylonema pulchrum is the source of this 999-nucleotide messenger RNA. The record is from the annotation of a GenBank genome assembly. Lineage: Eukaryota; Metazoa; Nematoda; Chromadorea; Rhabditida; Gongylonematidae.
AUGGUCAGUUUUCCGGUUCAUCGAAUUAGGUUUUGUGCCCGUGGACAACUGGAUUCUGCAGAGCGCGAAUGUUUCGCGCUCUCGUUCACCCAGAAGAACGCCACAGCUACCGAUGCUGCAUUGCAUCAGUGCCAUGUGUUCCGAUGUCAACUUCCUGAGGCGGCCGGUAAAGCACUGCUGAGUUUUGCGAAUGCUUUUCGCAACAAUAGUGGCAGUAGUAGUAGUAGCAGCACUGUUCUGCCGAGGCCAAUCCCAACGCGAAGGACGAGCAAUGCAACUGCUGAGGACGAGACAGCUUCGAGUCUCGAGGGAGCGUUCAGUUCCGGUGGCGAAGAGGAUUUCCAGUUCGAUGCCUUCCUCGAAAUGAGGGAAGAAGACGCGAAACGUGGCUUUAUGAUAUGUCCGCAGGAGAAGAAUUGUUUUAAGCUAAGAAGAGAUCGUGAGAAACGAGUGGUCGUCGUGCUGCAGCAAACUGCCGGGCCAAAAAUUUUGACCGUUAAAAAAUGUUUUGGUCUUCUGCUUGGCGCCGGCCGUAAUCUACGGCAUAGCGAUAUGCAUCUGUUGGAAAUGGUAAGCGAAUAUGUAUUUUUCGAAUACUGCAAUGACUAUUCCCAAUCCACGGGACGAGGGAACGAUGCCAGAACAUACAUUGUUGAAGCUGUUUGGCACCCACAUUUGCAGAAUUUAGAAGUACUUAACACUGAAACACCAAGAGAAACCAGGGUUUUCAUGACGGUGGCAGUGGACGUAAUAUUAACGGGUAUUGAUGAGCCGGUACGCUUCAAUAUGGAAUGCAAAGCAAGAAUUUUUCACGAACACGAGCGAUUUUGGUAUGUAUCAAGAAGACCGGUGGUCGAGAAGUACUUCCUCACGACCAGGUUAAUUAUUACUGGCAUGAUGAGCUGCUACCAGAUGCCGAUGACCACGCGCUGGGGCAAGCAAACAUCACAAACCGGUUUGUGCUUGUCCCGCGCAUGUUUGCGGAAUAGGGUUGUCUAA